Plasmodium yoelii is the source of this 2139-nucleotide messenger RNA. RefSeq names its product leucine-rich repeat protein. Gene Ontology annotation, cellular component: SCF ubiquitin ligase complex. The record is from RefSeq and is a predicted model, not a curated record. The coding region runs from base 1 to 2139 and encodes 712 amino acids. NCBI's taxonomy places the organism in Eukaryota, Apicomplexa, Aconoidasida, Haemosporida, Plasmodiidae. The transcript is spliced from 4 exons. Gene Ontology annotation, biological process: SCF-dependent proteasomal ubiquitin-dependent protein catabolic process.
AUGAAUGAUAAGAAAAAAAUAAAUAUAAACGAUUUGUUCAAAAAUAGUAAUGUAAAUCGUAAGGAUGGGAAAAAUAAAAAAAGUAAUGAAAAUGAAAUUAGUAUAAAAAAAAAAAAUAUAUGGUCUUUGUUUUCAAAUGUAACUGAAACUUUCAAAGAUAAGACCAAUGAAGAAUGUGAUAAUAAUGAAAAUGAUACAGAUAUUUUUUUUACUCCUAAAAAUAUAACACAAAAUAUUGAGAAGAAUACAAAUAAAACCUUAUUUAAAAAGACCCAUGAAAACCCUGAAAUAAAAAAAGAAAUAGAAAACAUAGCAAAUAGCUUUAAACGUAAAAAUAACAUUUUAUUAACCGAUAAAUCAGAUAAUACAAUAUUAAGUAGUAUAUUGUCAACCAAAAAAAUAAAACUUAAUUCGGAAAAAAAUGAAACUCCAACAACCCCAACAUAUAAUGCAUAUAAAGAGUUUUUUAUGCGAAUUAAAGAUCAAAACAAAAAUGCUGAAAUAAAUGAUGGAAAUACAGAAAGUUAUCAAGAUAAAGAAAAAAAAACAAUGCACACAAAUCUUAUGAAUAUUAAAGUUUGUAGUAAAAUAGAAGGUGAUGAUGUAAACAGUAGAAUAAACAAAUUAAACGAAAAAAAUAACCAACCUAAUAAAUGUCAUAAAAUUAUAACACUUAAUCAGACAGGAAGUUGUAUACCAUAUAAGACAGAAUUAGUUACUUCAGUAAAGGAAGGAGACAAUAAAAUUUCAUUUACUUCUAUAAUCAAAAAGAAAAAUAUAUGUGUCCCUGUAAAUAACCAAAAUAAAAUGGAAAUAAAAAAAAAAUCAGAUAAUCUUAUAAAAAGAGCUCAUCAUUUUAGUAAACAUGAUAAAUAUGAUAUUUUUAAUAAUAUAGGUGAUGAUAUAUUUAGAUAUAUAUUUUCAUGUAUUGAAAAUAAAAAUUUGAUGUUAUUAAAUAAAAGAUUUUGUAAGCUUAGUCGUUUGUUAAGAAAAAAAUUAAUAUAUAAUGAAUCUCUAAAAAAUUCAAUUUCUCCAGAAAGCAUAUUAAAAACAAUAUAUUUUUCUGUAAAUAUUGAGGUAUUAGAUUUAUCUGGAUGUUCACAUAUAACAUCCCAUCAUUUUAAUAUAUUAGCUAAUUCUAAUCAUAUUCAAUUUAAUAAAACCUUAAAAGUAUUAUGUUUAAAAAAUUGUAAUAAAAUAACAGAUUCAAACUUAAAAUAUUUGUUACACAGAUUUAAAAAUUUGCAAAUAGUUGAUAUAAGGAACUGCUAUAAAAUAAGUCAUGAAGGUAUAUAUCCAUUAAAAUUUAAAACUUCAUUGAAAAAAUUAUAUAUGGGAAAUAUUAUAUCUUCCAUUAAUGUGUCUAAUUAUCACUCUGACGACACUCUCAAAGCAUUGUUUAGUGCACCCAAAAAUUGUAGUGCACCCAGUGUCGAUAUCAAUUACAAUGCAAAUAUUACCAACCACACAAAUAUGAUAGAAGAGAAUAUACAACUAGAUACACCACUAAUCAAUCUAAUAUGCUUUGAAAUAACUUAUACAAAAAAUCUUACAGACAUUUCAAAUUUAUACAUGAUCGGAAAAAAUUUAAAAAUACUUAAUUUAAAGGGAUGUAAUAUUGAUAAUUCUUCAUUCAUUAUUUUUAAAAAUUUUCCAAACCUUUUAGCUUUAAAUUUGGCUGAUACUAAAAUAUCAAACGAUGUUAUUGAAACUGUAUGCAAUACCUCAAAAGGUUUGAAAACCCUCGAUAUAUCAAAAACAUUCGAAGUGCGUAAUAGUACAAUUUUUAAAAUACCCAGAUAUUUAACAGGGUUAAGAAAAAUCAAAAUCGCUUCUCUCUCAAAUGUAGACAAUUUUUGCAUAAGAGAAAUUUUUAAGUAUUGCAAAAAUUUAACAUCAAUCGAUUUUUCAAACUGUUGGAAAGUCAAUAAUAGUUUUUGCAAUGUGAAUGGACUCGAAAUUGCAUCAGGAAAUAAAUUAAAAGAUAUUGGAGCGUAUCAAUGUUCAAUUGAUAGAUCUGUGUGCGAAGAAGCUUUAUUAAGAAUGGGAUGCACAUCCAUCCGUGUUCAUAUUUAUAACGAGUUGAAAAUGUUUGAGACAUCAAUUUAUACCGAUAUUGAAUCUCUUGAGAAGGAUUAA